GAGCUUUAAUCUAUACUGUUUCUGAAACUUCUGUGGAUUGAAUUCUGAACAUGGGAUCUGCAUUCAAUCAAACCUAUCCUCCGCUGUGAUACCUGAAAAUCGAGAAUUCGGGCCUGCUUUUCCGCGGUCCCUUCCAACAUCAUGUUUAUCCUUACCACCAUCUCAGAUCUUAUUCAGAUUUCCCCAGAGGAUUUUUCAAAAUAUAGUUCCGUUGCCAUCGAGGACAACAUUAAUGAAAAGUACGCCAACAAAGUCAUUCAGAAGAUUGGGCUCUGUAUUGGUUUCUAUGAUCUCUUAGAGUCAUCAGAUGGUCUGAUCGGCCAUGGCACUGGGCUCGUCAAUGUGAACGUGAAGUUCCGGCUUAUUGUGUUUCGCCCAUUUAGGGGGGAGAUUGUGCUGGGCAAGAUCUCAAGCGCUACUGAAAAUGGCAUAAAAAUCGGCGUAGAAUUUUUCAACGACAUCUUGGUACCUCCAGACCUCCUUCUGGAUGGCGCUAGAUUUGAUUACCAGGACCAGGUUUGGAUCUGGGAAAACGAAGAAGGGACGUUCUACUUCGAUGUAGGAGAAGUUGUCCGCUUCCGCGUUGAAAUGGAAGAAUGGCAUGACCAGAUUCCCAAUGCUCCUGAUCUUGGAGAUGGCGCUCCAAUUGACCGCAAGCCUCCGUAUUCUAUUAUUCGAGGUAGAACACUCAGCUCUCCCUCGGGUUCCUACAUACGUGCGAUUUUGAUGUAUGGCCUCGGUUAUCGCCGGAACGAGAUUGGACAGUAG
Messenger RNA from Aspergillus nidulans FGSC A4, 768 nucleotides. Its product is annotated as DNA-directed RNA polymerase III subunit RPC25. Lineage: Eukaryota; Fungi; Ascomycota; Eurotiomycetes; Eurotiales; Aspergillaceae. The transcript has 8 exons. Gene Ontology annotation, molecular function: DNA-directed RNA polymerase activity. The coding region runs from base 142 to 768 and encodes 208 amino acids. The record is from RefSeq and is a predicted model, not a curated record. Gene Ontology annotation, cellular component: chromatin; RNA polymerase III complex; nucleus. Gene Ontology annotation, biological process: DNA-templated transcription initiation; tRNA transcription by RNA polymerase III; transcription by RNA polymerase III.